This is a messenger RNA of Marchantia polymorpha subsp. ruderalis, 3560 nucleotides long. Lineage: Eukaryota; Viridiplantae; Streptophyta; Marchantiopsida; Marchantiales; Marchantiaceae. The record is from the annotation of a GenBank genome assembly.
GCAUGGGAGGGAAGUGAGGAGGAGGACUCGAGGAAGUGGGGACUGGGUGGGGAAUGCGGGCGACGACCAGAGAAUGCGGUGCAGCUGCGCGACGAAGAGGAGGAGUGGGGGGCGGGCAGGAGUGACAUGUAGUGGAUGAGAGGAGGUGCGGAUUAUGGUGGCAGGUUCUGGAGGAGGAUGCUGAAGGAGGAGCGGAGGCAGCGAGCGUCGUGGAACUUCGCGAGCAGGGUUGGAUUUUUGAAUUCUUUGCGUGGGUCGUAGAGGAGUUUGAAGGAGGAAGGAAGGGAGGCAGGGAGGGAGUAGGAGCAGGGGCCGAGGCCGAGGCGGAGCGAGUCUGAGUUUUGUAGUUUAGAGAGAAGACUCGUUGGGUUGGACAGGAUUUGUUCGCGAGGUCGUCUUCGUGUUGUCGUUCCCACUUGUGACCUCCGGUCGUGGUAGGCAAAGCCAGCCAUCAUGAGGAUCAUGAUAAAGGGAGGUGUUUGGAAAAACACCGAGGAUGAGAUUCUCAAAGCAGCGGUGAUGAAAUAUGGCAAAAAUCAGUGGGCACGUAUUUCUUCGCUCCUGGUUCGGAAGUCAGCCAAGCAAUGCAAGGCCCGCUGGUACGAGUGGUUGGAUCCAUCUAUCAAGAAGACCGAGUGGACUAGAGAGGAGGAUGAGAAGCUCUUGCAUUUGGCGAAGCUGAUGCCUACUCAGUGGAGGACAAUUGCACCCAUUGUUGGACGCACACCUGCUCAAUGUUUGGAGCGUUAUGAAAAGCUACUGGAUGCUGCAUGUGCGAAGGAUGAAAAUUAUGAACCUGCGGAUGAUCCUCGAAAGCUUCGACCAGGAGAGAUCGACCCUAAUCCAGAGUCCAAGCCAGCUAGACCUGAUCCAGUGGAUAUGGACGAGGAUGAGAAGGAAAUGCUUUCAGAAGCUAGAGCCAGGCUUGCCAAUACGAGGGGGAAGAAAGCGAAGAGGAAAGCCCGAGAGAAGCAGCUUGAAGAGGCACGAAGGUUGGCUUCUUUACAGAAAAGAAGGGAGUUGAAGGCUGCAGGAAUAGACGUGAGGCACAGGAGGAGAAAGCAAAAAGGUAUCGAUUACAAUGCGGAAAUUCCUUUUGAGAAAAAGCCACCACCGGGAUUCUUUGAAGUCUCUCAAGAGGAGCGGAUAGUGGAGGAACCUCAAUUUCCAACUACAAUUGAGGAAGUAGAAGGCAAGCGCCGAGCUGACAUAGAGGCUCAAUUGCGGAAACAGGAUGUUGCCCGAAAUAAGAUUGCCCAGAGACGGGAUACACCAGCAUCGGUUAUGCAAGUGAACAAGUUGAAUGAUCCAGAAGCUGUUCGCAAGCGAUCGAAACUGAUGCUUCCUGCCCCUCAGAUCUCUGACCGGGAGCUAGAAGAGAUUGCCAAAAUGGGGUAUGCAAGUGAUUUGCUUACAGGAGAGGAUGAUUUCAGAGAAGGAACUAGUGCCACGAGAGCUCUUCUUGCGAACUAUAAUCAAACACCAGCUCAUCCGGGAAUGACUCCGUUGAGAACACCCCAACGAACCCCGGGAGGCAAAGGAGAUGCCAUUAUGAUGGAAGCAGAAAAUUUGGCUCGUCUUAGGGAGACACAGACACCGCUGUUCGGAGGUGAAAAUCCUGAGUUGCAUCCCUCAGAUUUCUCCGGUGUCAACCCAAAGAAGAAGGACAUUCAAACGCCCAAUCCAAUCGCAACACCCAUGCGUACUCCUUCUGGCGGAAUGGGUGCCACUCCUGGUAUGACUCCGAUGAAGGACUCUGCCAUGUAUGGCAUGACACCCAAAGGUACGCCUAUUCGAGAUGAACUUCACAUCAACGAAGGUAUGGAAACACCCUUCGACAACGCGAAGGCUGAGAAAAUGAGGCAAGCUGAGUUGAGGCGAAAUUUGAGAGCUGGGCUCGGAGACCUUCCAGCUCCAAAGAAUGAGUAUCAGAUAGUUGUGCCAGACCUUCCCCCAGAAGAGGCCGAACCCGUUCGAGACAUGGAGGAGGAUAUGUCAGAUCUCUUGGCCAGACAACGUGCUGAUGAAGCAGCGAAGCAAGCAGCACUUUUAAGGAAGAGGUCAAAAGCCCUGCAAAGAGAUCUGCCUCGGCCGCCCCUUGGUGGCGUAGAGCUCUUGAGGAGCUCUUUACAGAGCACCGAGAACGCUGUGACUUAUUUAGACGAAGCUGAUGAGCUGAUAAGACGAGAAAUGGUGGAGCUGCUCGAGCACGAUGCGGUAAAAUACGCGGUCAAAGACGAAUCUUCCAGCAAGGAUAAGAAGAAGGGGACAAAGACGGGCGUUAACGGCAGAGCCCAAGCUCCCGUACCUUGGAUUGAGGAUUUUGAAGAGGACCAUCUUUUGGAGGCUGCAAAACUGAUAGAGGAAGAAAUAGAUAUUUUGAGGAUGGCCAUGGGUCACGAGGAUGCUACUCUAGAUGACUAUGCAGAUGCACGCGAUGCCUGUGUCGAAGAUAUGGUCUAUCUUCCAACUCGUAAUAGUUACGGUCUGGCCAGUGUAGCCAGUAGUGGCGACCGUCUGGCCUCAAUGCAAUAUGAAUUAGAUAACAUCAGAAAACUUAUGGAAGGAGAGACGAAGAGGGCAGUGCGCCUGGAACAAAAGCUGAAGGUGCUUACCCAAGGAUAUCAGACACGAGCUGAAAGCCUCGGAAGGCUUAUCGAGGCAUCAUUCAAGACGGCAGAUACUUUGGGAACUGAAUUGAAGUGUUUUAGAGCAUUACAUCGGCAGGAGCAGUUGGCCGCACCUCGACGUAUUGAAGCCUUGCAAGACUUAGUAACACAACAAGUAGAGCGCGAACGGGUGCUUCAAUUACAGUACGAGAAUUUGCUAGUUGAGCAAGACAACUUGACUCGGCUAAUUGAUGACCAUGAUGUGGCAACUGCCAAAGCUUUGGAAGCUAAGUUAGCUACGGAAGACGCUGCCACAGAGGAAAGAGAUGCCGACUCUGAAAUACAAAUUGUGGAAGACUUGCAGCAGAAGGCACCAGCGAAAGAAGACGCCAUUCAAGAGAGAAGGGAUUCCUCUUUUGAUGAAGCAGAAGAUAUGCAGGGCAUUGAAAAGGAAUCAGUGGAAAGAAGCCCAUUAAAUGCUGAGAAGGCAAUGGAAGAAGUAUCCGUAGAAAGGGUAGUAUUACCUGGAACUGCGGUAGAGAUGCUCAUAGAGGCAGGAGUGGAUGCUGUGGCAUCUGUUGACGAGGUGUCCGCCAUGAAAGAAGGUCUGGUAGAGGUCGAAGAGGCAAAUGUAGUUAGACAUAACGCGGAGGGAUUCAAUGAGGUAGAAACCGGAACAAAUUCUGCUGGAACUGUACAAAUCUCGUAGUGUGCCAUUUUGCUCUUCCGUACAGAAGGUGCUAUUAUUAGUGUAGGAAGGUUGGAAAUGAUCCAGGCAGAUAAUUUCGGUCUCUCGAAGUUUGUCGAAGGGCAAGGGUACGCUUGAUGCACACGCCGCGUGGCCUCGAUGUAGGGUGAUGCUUUACAAAAUGUGAAAUGUAUGUUGUUGUGAACUUGAUUAAAUUCUUAAAGCAUGACUAGUCGAAGAAGUCCUCGAAGAAGUCGAUUGAG